Molecule: messenger RNA, 1710 nt
Organism: Eremothecium gossypii ATCC 10895
Lineage: Eukaryota; Fungi; Ascomycota; Saccharomycetes; Saccharomycetales; Saccharomycetaceae
Product: mitogen-activated protein kinase
Exons: 1
Coding region: 1-1710 (569 amino acids)
Biological process (GO): protein phosphorylation; intracellular signal transduction
Cellular component (GO): cytoplasm; nucleus
Molecular function (GO): ATP binding; MAP kinase activity
Source: RefSeq, marked provisional
AUGUCGGACGCAGUGGAGCGUCAUACAUUCAAGGUGUUCACCCAGGACUUCAUGGUGGACAAGAGGUUCCAGCUAAUCAAAGAGAUAGGCUAUGGCGCGUACGGGAUUGUGUGCUCAGCCCGGUUCAUGGAGUCGGUGGAAGACACAACAGUCGCCAUCAAGAAAGUGACGAACGUGUUCUCGAAAGCUCUACUCUGCAAACGGUCGCUAAGGGAGCUGAAGCUGCUGCGGCACUUUCGGGGGCAUAAGAAUAUCACGUGCCUCUACGACAUGGAUAUCGUGCUGCUUCCAGAUGGCUCCUUUAACGGGCUGUAUCUAUACGAGGAAUUGAUGGAAUGUGAUAUGCACCAGAUCAUCAAGUCCGGGCAGCCGCUGACGGAUGCGCACUACCAGAGCUUCGUCUACCAGAUUUUAUGCGGCCUCAAGUAUAUCCACUCUGCGGACGUGCUCCAUCGAGAUUUGAAGCCAGGAAACCUACUUGUGAAUGCUGAUUGUCAACUCAAGAUAUGUGAUUUUGGUCUAGCUCGGGGAUAUAGCGAAAACCCCAUCGAAAACGACCAGUUCCUGACGGAAUAUGUUGCCACGCGGUGGUAUCGCGCGCCAGAAAUAAUGUUGAGUUACCAGGGCUACACCCGCGCGAUAGAUGUGUGGUCCUGUGGUUGUGUUCUAGCAGAAUUAUUAGGCGGAAGGCCGAUCUUCAAAGGGAAGGACUACGUUGAUCAGCUGAACAGAAUCCUUCAGGUGCUUGGUACUCCACCAGAAGAGACGCUAAAACGCAUAGGUUCCAAAAACGUACAGGAUUACAUUCAUCAACUAGGGUACAUUCCAAAGGUGCCCUUCGAGCGGCUGUAUCCCAAUGCCAAUCCAGAUGCGGCGGAUUUGUUGGAACGUAUGUUGGCCCUCGAUCCUAAGACACGGAUUACCGUUGACGAAGCUCUGGAGCACCCAUAUCUGUCAAUCUGGCAUGAUCCAAGCGAUGAGCCAGUGUGCUGCAAGAAGUUCGACUUUAGUUUUGAAAGUGUGAAUGAGAUGGAAGAACUGAAGCGGAUGGUCAUUGAAGAAGUAAAGGACUUUAGAAGGUUUGUUAGACAGCCCAAUAUAAGGGACACGUCGCUGCAGGAACAGGAGGAACAACAACCACAACAACCACAACAACCACAACAACCACAACCAGAACAGCCCCAACAUCAGCGGCAGCAUCAGCAAGCACAGGCACAAGCACAGGCACAAGCGCAUGAGCAGCAACAGCAACACCACCGUACACAGUAUCAGCGGUCGGGUGCUGUGCAACGUCAACCACAAACGGUGGAACAUGGACAACAUUUACAACACCGCAGCGGACACCAUAGCGAGCAUCUCCAGCGAGCACAUGGCCAGCAGGAACAGUACUUACCUAAAAAAGACGAUUCCAGGGCUUUUCAAUCCCGUCCAGUGGGUACGUCCAUCUCUGACAGCAGAAGCUCAUACGAGGAGCAUGAUUAUGUACAGCAAAUGAUGUUUGCUCAUUCUCCUACUUUAGCCCACGAUUCUUUCAUCGGGAUUCAUUCAGAAAACCUCCCCGAACACAAUACAGACUUCCCCCCACGACCACAAGAGAAUAUGUUAGCAUCUCCCAUGGGAUUUUCGGAUGGUACACAUUCUAAUGCGGAAUUUGGCGACUUCCUUGAUCUGGAGAAAGAAUUGGAAUUUGGUUUGGAUAGAAAAAUUUGA